Molecule: messenger RNA, 414 nt
Organism: Linum trigynum
Lineage: Eukaryota; Viridiplantae; Streptophyta; Magnoliopsida; Malpighiales; Linaceae
Source: the annotation of a GenBank genome assembly
AUGAUCAGAUUCAAGGUUUCAGACAGUUCCAAAGCAACAGUGAUGGAACCCAGCACACAUUUCAAACCCUGGUUGGUAAUUACCAAAAAAGGGCGGCGUAAUAAUCAGGAUCACAAUCGAAAAGGGAAGGACGAAAUUGAGGCUGGAAAACUGAAUCAAGGUAAUGUCAUUAAGAAUGGAAAGAAUAUCUCGGCAAGAAAGGAAGGUGAAGAUGUGAAUGGGUGGCCCUCUCCUCAUUUCCAUACUUCCCAACGGACAAAUACUUCGGACUACAAAAAGGAAGGAGACGAGUUGAGCUCCGCGGACCAGGAGGGUUGGUGGGCAAACCCGGGGCUCGACGGAGCUGAACAUGGGUGGAUCACGGAACCGAACUCGGGUCAAACCGGGCAGCCAACUGAACCACUGAUCGUUUGA